AUGGCCUCCGGCGACGACGACGCCGCGUUGGCCCUGUUCAGGUUCCACGAGUCCCGAGGCGGCGUCCGCGCCCUCGUGGAGUCCGGCGUCACCACAGUGCCGCCAUUGUUCCUGGCGCCCACCGCGCCAGUGUCGUCGGCGGCCGUGAACUUCGUCGUCCCGUCCGUCGAUCUCUCCCUCCCGCGCUCGGACGCCGUCGCGCUCGUCCGCGCCGCGGCGCGUUCGAGCGGCAUCUUCCAGGUCACCAACCACGGCGUCCCGGCCGGCACCGUGGACUCGGCGCUCUCCGUGGUCAGGGCCUUCAACGAGCAGCCCUUCGCGGCGCGCUCGCCGCUCUACUCCGUCUCGUCCACCGGGGCCGUCACCUACGCCACCGUACCCAUCCCGCGGCCCACGGAUGGCCAGCCCGUGACCACUCCCCUCCUGUCAUGGCGCGACUCGCUCAUUCUCCGCUUCGACGACCGCCCAAGAGAUCCCGACCUCCGCAACCUCCCCGCAGCGUGCCGGGACUCUCUGCUGGAGUACCGUCGGUCGCUGACGAGGCUCGGGAAGGAGAUCGCCGGCCUGCUCGCGGAGGGGCUCGGAGUCGGGGCCGAGCGGCUGGACCCGGUUGAAGGAGUCCUGAUGCAGUGCCACUACCACCCGCCGUGUCCCGAGCCGGAACGGGCCCUGGGCAGCCGCGAGCACACCGACGGAAGUUUGUUCACGGUGCUCUCACAGGACGGGGUCGGCGGGCUGCAGGUGCGGCUCGACGGCGGCGAGUGGGUGGACGUGGCGCCCGGGGCCGGUACACUUCUUGUCAACAUCGGGGACGUUCUAAAGGUGGUUUCGAAUGAUGAAUACACAAGCGUGGAGCACAGGGUGGUGAUCAAGUCCGCACAAGAGCCCAGGGUCUCCAUUGCCCUCUUCUUCAACCCUGCCAAGCAUGGCGAAACCGAUUUUGUCUUCGGCCCUCUCCCGGAGCUGGUGACAGAAGAAAAGCCUGCACGGUACCGGAGUUUAUCCUGGCAGCAGAUGCUGGAUAACAGGAGCGCAUUGGGGCACGCCAAGCCGUCGGCACUUGAUCAAUUCAGGGUCACUGCUUCUUUGAGUUGA
Messenger RNA from Panicum virgatum (switchgrass), 1095 nucleotides. RefSeq names its product 1-aminocyclopropane-1-carboxylate oxidase homolog 6-like. The record is from RefSeq and is a predicted model, not a curated record. The coding region runs from base 1 to 1095 and encodes 364 amino acids. The transcript has 2 exons. Lineage: Eukaryota; Viridiplantae; Streptophyta; Magnoliopsida; Poales; Poaceae.